UUGUCGGCAAAGCAAUCCCAAUCCCAAUCCCCUCUAUCUCUCUCGAUUUCCGAGCCCACCACCUAUUUUUCCGCCCAAAAUCUCCACUACCACCACCACCACUACACUUUGUUUCACCAAAUCAAACUUUCCCCAAAAAAUGGGCUUCGUUUUCGGCUUGGUUCUCGGAAUCGUCGUCGGCCUAGCCUUAGUCGUCGGCUUCGUCAAGCUCGAGAACCGCCGCUCCAAGCUCCGCUCUCAGCUGGCCACCACCGUCGCCGCCUUCGCCAGAAUGACCGUCGAAGAUUCUAGAAAGCUCCUCCCUCCUGACUACUACCCUUCUUGGGUCGUCUUCUCUCAGCGCCAGAAGCUCAAGUGGCUCAAUUCUCACCUCACGAAGAUCUGGCCGUAUGUUAAUGAGGCAGCUUCUGAGCUGAUCAAGGCUUCAGUGGAGCCGAUUCUGGAGCAGUAUACGCCGGUCAUAUUGUCCUCCAUCAAGUUUUCGAAGUUCACUCUCGGCACUGUGGCACCUCAGUUUACAGGUGUUUCUGUAAUUGAAGGUGGAGGUGACAGUGUCACUAUGGAGUUGGAGAUGCAGUGGGAUGGAAACCCAAGUAUAAUACUUGCCAUCAAGACUUUGCUUGGUGUAGCACUACCUGUGCAGAUGAAAGACAUUGGAUUCACUGGGGUAUUCAGGCUAAUAUUUAAGCCUCUGGUUGACGAGUUCCCAUGCUUUGGAGCUGUCUGCUUUUCCUUGAGAGAAAAGAAAAAUUUGGACUUUAAGCUGAAAGUUGUGGGCGGUGACAUAUCUGCAAUACCUGGGCUCCAAGAUCAACUUGAGGGGACAAUACGUGAUGCCAUUGAAGAUUCAAUUACAUGGCCUGUUCGGAAAGUUAUUCCCAUUUUGCCUGGGGAUUACAGUGAUUUGGAGUUAAAGACAGUUGGAAUACUAGAGGUGAAGCUUGUGCAGGCAAAGGAGUUGACAAAUAAAGAUGUUGUAGGAAAAUCAGACCCGUACGCCUUGUUGUAUGUUCGACCUUUAAAAGACAGAAUGAAGAAAAGCAGAACAAUCAACAAUGAUUUGAGUCCAAUCUGGAAUGAACACUUUGAAUUUGUUGUUGAAGAUGAAUCCACUCAACAUUUGGUGGUUAAAGUUUUUGAUGAUGAGGGCAUUGGGGCAUCCGAGCUCAUUGGUUGUGCUCAUGUACGAUUAAGCGAACUUCAGCCGGGUAAAGUGAAGGAUGUGUGGUUGAAGCUGGUUAAAAGUUUGGAAGUCCAAAGAGAUAAUAAAAACCGUGGGCAGGUGCAUUUGGAGCUGCUAUAUGUUCCGUAUGGCAUGGACAAUGGCUUUGUCAACCCAUUUACUCCCAACUUCUCAAUGACCUCUUUGGAAAAAGUACUUAAAAGUGGGGCAAAUGGAAUAGAUGCUACCGAGAGUGAAAAGGAAGCCGCACAGAAGAAAAAGGAGGUUAUAAUUAGAGGUGUGCUUUCUGUAACUGUAAUAUCUGCCGAAGACUUGCCACCUGUUGAUCUCAUGGGCAAAGCUGAUCCUUACGUGGUUCUCACCUUGAAGAAAUCAGAAACGAGAAACAAAACUAGGGUCGUCAAUGAGAGCUUGAAUCCUGUUUGGAAUCAAACUUUUGACUUUGUUGUUGAGGAUGGAUUGCAUGACAUGCUCAUUCUUGAAGUCUAUGACCAUGAUACUUUCGGGAAGGAUUAUAUGGGAAGAUGCAUCUUGACACUCACUAGGGUCAUAUUAGAAGGGGAAUACAAAGACUCUUUACCACUAGACGGGGCCAAAUCUGGGAAGUUGAAUAUACAGCUUAAGUGGAUGCCACAACCAAUUUUCCGCGAUUCUUGAUGGAUCUCUGUUGUGUGGCCUGGAGUCUAUUGAGGUUGUAUUAUCCGGCGGGUGAUGUAUACAAGACCACCACAGAAAACUUGAACAUUUGCACAUGUUUGUUGAUUCCUAAACCAAGCAUGUGAAGCACUUGAAGGAUGUAGAUAACUGUUCCAUAACACCUCUCAUAACAAUUUAGUGAAGCUGUACAAUGGAAUGCAUACCAGUCGGACUCAUGGUGUAGGUGGGGGGGCACUCUUGGUCUGUUGGAUUAUCUAGUUCCUGCCUGUGUAUUAUAUUCCCAUAUUGUAUUUUUUGGCUUCUUUGUGAUCAUUCCAGUAUUUUUAGUGCAAAUCUGUGGAUUGGACCCCUCUGUGUCACUGUCGAAACCUGAGUCAAUAUUCAAAAAAUAAAAAAAUAGUUCCACUUGCACCCAGUAAAAUUUGAGCGUCGCAAUAACAGAAGAAGAAGAAGAAGAAGAAGAGGAAGAAAAAGAAAGCCCAGUGAUUUAGGAA
Molecule: messenger RNA, 2334 nt
Organism: Fragaria vesca subsp. vesca
Lineage: Eukaryota; Viridiplantae; Streptophyta; Magnoliopsida; Rosales; Rosaceae
Product: synaptotagmin-5-like
Exons: 12
Coding region: 140-1840 (566 amino acids)
Cellular component (GO): endoplasmic reticulum
Molecular function (GO): lipid binding
Source: RefSeq, a predicted model, not a curated record